This is a messenger RNA of Dentiscutata erythropus, 1740 nucleotides long. NCBI's taxonomy places the organism in Eukaryota, Fungi, Glomeromycota, Glomeromycetes, Diversisporales, Gigasporaceae. The record is from the annotation of a GenBank genome assembly.
AUGACUUUAUCCCCCACUCAAAGAGCAAACUUUGCUACCAUAUCUCGUCUUUUAUCUUGUGUUAUUAAUGAGCACCUUGUUAAAGCUUUUUACCAAUCAUUUCAACAUGAUUCUUCCGAAUUGGUCAAUUCUUUUGCAAAAUCUCCCUUAAAUAACGGUGUUAUUUUCGUUCUACCAGAAAACGAUAAAAUCAUGUCUAUUAAUAAUAAUAAUAUUAUUAUCAUUCCCAUGUUGCAUGAACCAAUUUUUUCAAAGGAUCAGGAUAAUGAUUCAACGCUAAUAAAAGUUGAUUUUGUAGAUCCUUGGGAUAUGUCAGCGCCAAUUUAUCAAAUAAGAUACAAACCUUUUCAGUUUGUAAGUCUUGACGAAUUGAAAUCAAUUAUAGCUCGUCCUAUGAAUAAAAGAGAAGAGAUCAGUCCAUCUGAAUUUAUGAGUUUAUUGAGCGUAUGGAUGAAUUUAGAUGAUGGCAAACUCAUCGGCACAUUAUGUGCAGAGUUAGAAAGUUCUGUUAAAUUUCAAGAGUAUACAUAUAAAAACCCACAGCCAAUGCCUUCCUUGCUUUCUUCGAGUGUAGAAUGGGAACAAAGUUUGAUAGAAGGCCAUUCAUUACAUCCGAUGCAUAAAUCACGAUUUGCCUUACCUCCAAUUCCGGAAAUAUUGCCUGGUACUUACGACUUUCGAAAACCCACAAUACGAUUCGUCGAAGUACCACGUGAUAAAACAUAUUUAUGCGGUCGUUGGGAGGAAAACCUUAACCGUCUUCUAGAUGUAAUGAAGCAAAAGCCAACUUGUUCACCAAAUUCAGUUCUAUUCCCGGUUCACGAACUUCAAUUACCAAAUAUAAAAGAAAAAUUUCCCUAUGUCAAGAUUCUUCCAGUCGAGCAUUCAAUCGAAGCAUAUAGUCAAGCUUCACUUCGAACUCUCGUGGUUCCAGAUAUUCCUGGAUUUGCAUUUAAACUUUCCUUAGGAAUAUUGGUGACUUCAGCGUUGCGUACCAUUACGCCAUGGACUACACAUACUGGACCAGAAUUUAUGCCAAUUUUCAAAAAGCUAUGCGUUAACAAAGAGAUACUUAAAAUUUCGAAUGGUGUCGCUACUGCAACCAUUAAUGAACAGAAUUAUGAUAUAGCAAAACAUCUAAGCUGCAUAAUACGUGAAGAUUUUAAUGAUCCAAAUGAAAAAGUGAUAAUUUGUGCUGCAUUAACUGAAAGAGAUGAGAAUGGUAUCAGUGUUGUAGAAAAAGUUUGGAGACUAGAUACAGAAGAGAAACGUGUUAAAUUUUUAAGAAGUGCAUUUUUGCCACCCGCUUUACAUAAUGGUUUUUCCUUUGAGGCACAUGCACAAAAUGUUCUUGCUCGUUUUGAUCCUUCUAGCGGACAACUUAUUGGCUUUGUGGUUCGGGACUUCGGCGGUAUAAAACACCAUCAGGAUACUCUGUUCGCGAGCACAGGGCUGCGUGCCAACGUAUUAAAAGAUAAUUGCACAGAAGCAAAGGAUUUGGUUGAGGUUUACACAUUGCUUUAUCAUACUUUAAUUUUAUGUCAUAUAUAUCGUUUAAUUCGUGCAUUAAACCUUCACUAUUCUGGUGUUGGUUGGAAAAUCGUUAGAGAACAUCUUUCAGAAAUCAUUCCACGUAAUCAUUUAUUGUGGAAAUUAUGGUUGGAGGAUAAAGUAACUAAAAUGAAAUGUUUUGUGCGAAUGAAGUAUGAAAAACUUUAUCGAGAUGUAAGUUUUUCUUGA